This is a messenger RNA of Phalaenopsis equestris, 1061 nucleotides long. RefSeq names its product protein TIFY 10c-like. Gene Ontology annotation, cellular component: nucleus. Gene Ontology annotation, biological process: response to wounding; regulation of jasmonic acid mediated signaling pathway; regulation of defense response. Bases 160 to 804 code for a protein of 214 amino acids. Lineage: Eukaryota; Viridiplantae; Streptophyta; Magnoliopsida; Asparagales; Orchidaceae. The transcript has 5 exons. The record is from RefSeq and is a predicted model, not a curated record.
CAUUUAUUAAACCUGUAAAUACAUACGAAUCAGAGUCUAUAAAGACAAAGCGGAGGAAGAAGAGAGGAAACAGUGGAGAAGGUUGGCCGAGAGAAUAAAACAUAAAGCUAACAGCUUUAAGAGAAAUUGUGAAGAAAAAUUUAAGAGAUUGGAAGAAAGAUGGAGGAGAAGCAGAAAAAAACAGGGGAGAGAUCAAGCUUUGCAGUGACUUGUAGUUUGCUCAGCCAGUUUCUUAAGGAGAAUCGGGAUUUGGGAAAGCUUGGGAUAGACAAGCUUCACUGCUCGCAGGACAAGGAAAAAAGCUUAUUCCGGCCACCAACUACCAUGAAUCUGUUUCCUGGAUCGAACGUAUCGGCCGACAACCGAAACGAACCGGAUUUAUCGGAAAAAACUGCUACGAUGCCUGUGGAUCCCCCUCCCCAACUCCAAGACAAAGAUGCCAUCUUCAAAGCUCCAAACAGAGUCGAUCAAGAGGAAAACGAGAUAAAUGCCCAAUUAACAAUAUUUUACGAUGGAAAGGUGAUGGUUUUUGACGAUUUUCCUGCUAAAAAGGUCAAGGAUUUGAUGGAGAUGGCGGGCAAAUCUGCCCUUCAGAACUCUUGUCCGACACCAUUACUGCAGCAUGAGCCAAUUACUUCAGUUGAUCUUACCAUGCCCAUAGCAAGGAGGGCUUCUCUUCAUAGAUUCCUUGAGAAGAGAAAGGAUCGUAUUAAUUCCCAGGCACCUUAUAUAGUUCACGGCUCGUCGGAAAUGGAGGAAUUGCAAGCCAAGUCUGAGAAGAGGCUUACGUGGCUCUCGAAUUAGACUGUAAAACCAGUCUCAGUCUGGAUUUCAAGAAAUAAAUUUCAUCUUCUACCGUAACUCCAACUUUUAUUUUUAGCAAAAGAGAUUUUUUUUUUUUUUUGUAAUUUUUUCAUUUGCAGGUUUGAAUGAAAUUAUAUCUUGUUUUAGAGGAAUGAGAGACAUUGUAAUUUAGACGUGUAAACUUUUGUACUUUGAUGUUUUAACUUGUAAUGUAAUACUUAUAAUUAGCUUUGAAUAGUUUAGUUGAUUUUUAUAUU